This is a messenger RNA of Danaus chrysippus (African queen), 1104 nucleotides long. The record is from the annotation of a GenBank genome assembly. NCBI's taxonomy places the organism in Eukaryota, Metazoa, Arthropoda, Insecta, Lepidoptera, Nymphalidae.
AUGAAACCAAUGAAGGAUACCAUUAUCAAAGUUGAUGACGGUAGUGUUCCCGGCAGGGACACUAUCAAUAUAUUAUGUUUUGACAUUACUUCAUUAAGUCAUUUAACACAGUUCCUAGUCUGCUGUUUCUUUGUAUUUUUAUGCUAUUUAGCAUAUGGCUGUUUCUUAGAAGAAAUUUUUUCAAAUCCAGAAGUAAAGCCAGUGAGUCUCUACAUAACAUUGAUACAGUUUUUGAUUACCACUGCACUAAGUUAUGUUGAAUCUAUGGUUAGGAUUCCAAUUAAGAGGAAAGUACCAAUAAAAACAUAUGCACUACUAGCAGCUUUAACUUUAGGCACAAUGUCCUUAUCAAAUCUUGCACUUAGUUAUUUAAACUAUCCAACGCAGCUAAUAUUUAAAAGCUGCAAGUUAAUACCAGUGAUGGCGGGCAGUAUUAUUAUACUCGGGAAGAGAUAUGGCUUUUUAGAUUACUUAGCAGCUAUUGUAAUGUGUAUUGGACUGACAAUGUUUACCUUGGCUGAUUCCCAAACUUCUCCCAAUUUUGACUCAUUUGGAGUUGUAGUGAUAUCUCUGGCACUAUUCUGUGAUGCUAUUAUCGGCAAUGUCCAGGAAAAGGCGAUGAAACAGUUCCAAGCUACCAACAAUGAAGUGGUGUUCUUUUCAUAUGCUAUAGCAUGUGGUUAUCUGAUUGUUAUUACAAUGAGUACUGGAAUUAUGAUAGAUGGAUAUUAUUAUUGUUCAAAGAAUUGGAUAAAAAUGUACACCAACAUAUUUUUGUUAAGUGUGAGUGGCUACAUUGGAUUACAAGCUGUCUUGACUUUAGUUCGUAUUUGUGGCGCCACUGUCGCUGUUACAGUCACUACUAUGAGAAAAGUUUUUUCUAUUAUAAUAUCAUUUUUGCUGUUCAGCAAACCUUUUGUUUUUCAAUAUGUGUGGUCGGGUAUGUUGGUAGCAUUGGCGAUCUUCCUUAACCAUUAUAGCAAGAAGAAUCCGAACUAUGUACCUUCAGGUAUAAGUUACUCGUGGUAUUUCCUUAAAAGAUUCUACGCAUCAGAAUAUAGAUAUCUUAGGAUUAAGAGCAAAAUGUACGCUGAUACGGUAUGA